Molecule: messenger RNA, 632 nt
Organism: Mytilus trossulus (common blue mussel)
Lineage: Eukaryota; Metazoa; Mollusca; Bivalvia; Mytilida; Mytilidae
Product: oncoprotein-induced transcript 3 protein-like
Exons: 5
Coding region: 57-632 (191 amino acids)
Source: RefSeq, a predicted model, not a curated record
ACGAAAUAUCAGGCAGUCUUUGCGUAAUUCAGAUAAAAGACAUUUUUUAAACCAAAAUGUGUUUAAAAUUAAUUUCAAUAUCCGUAUUGAUUUACGUGGGACAUGCAUUUCCAGAGCCCUGUGAAACUCUUAAUGCCAUAGAUAAUUGGAAACGAUCAGCAGCCAACAAUUUAACAGACAAUACUUUCCUGUGCGACUCAAGGUUAAAAGAAGGGUGGUAUAGAAUUACUAGCACAGCUGGUGAACGUAUGCCUACCGAAUGCUUGAUCGGUGGAUACAGAUGUGGCACAAAAUAUCCGAUAUAUUUGUCAAGGAAAGGUGUAACUACUGGUGAAGAUAUUUUCCCCGAAACUGGCAAAAUUGUUAACAGAACAGCGUACGAAGUACUUGAUGACCGAUGUGUAAAUGAAGAAUAUCCUAUAAGAAUAAAAAACUGUACAUUAUACUUGGUGUACUACCUGCGACCGACACGAGGUUGCCCCACAACAUACUGCUUUGGUACAGAAAUGCCGUGUCCAGAUGGACAACUCUCACAAACGGGAUUUUCUCCAGGCUGUAGUAAUGUCAAAGCACCACCUAAAUGCCAGCUUUGCAUUGACAAGACAUGUUUUGUUAAAACUUACGGUGCAUAA